This is a messenger RNA of Darwinula stevensoni, 1663 nucleotides long. The record is from the annotation of a GenBank genome assembly. Lineage: Eukaryota; Metazoa; Arthropoda; Ostracoda; Podocopida; Darwinulidae.
CCGAGAAGCGCUCAGCUCCACAGCCGAAGACCACGUGUUCAGGUUCUGAACUGUCCACGUCUGUUUUAUUAACAGAAAAGAAUUUAAGGAUUUUUAGCUUUAUAUACGGAGAGAAAUGGAUUUGCAAGCUGUUAUUCUGGCUGGGGGUAAGGGAUCAAGGAUGACUGAGUUGACAAGGAAUCGCUCAAAGGCUUUGUUGCCCGUCGGUAACUUCCCCCUGAUCUAUUUCCCCAUGAAGAUGCUUCAAAAUGCAGGUUUUGACGAAGUGAUCGUGAUCUGUCAAGAAUCCUUAAAAGGGCCCUUGGAGUCCCUCUUGAAGAAGUUCAGCUUGAGAUUGAAUUUGGACGUCAUCACAAUACCAGACGAUGAUGAAAUGGGCACUGCAGAUGCUCUCCGACUUGCUGGAGACAGGAUCAAAGAAGACCUGUUGGUGGUGAGCUGUGAUGUCAUUACUGAUUUUGAAAUUCAGAGAUUAUGGGAACUUCAUAAGUUGAAUGAGUCAUCUCUGACAGCCCUCCUCUCCCCAUUCCCAUACCCUACACGAAAAGUGCUUGUGCCUGGUCAUAAGUCAAAACAGAUUCUUGAACGAGAUCUUGUGGCCAUUGAUCCUGGCACAAAUCAGCUCAUUAUGCUUGCAUCAGAAGCUGACUUUGAAGAGUCAUUUUCAUUGAAGAUGUCUAUACUGGAAGGUCAUCCACAUGUGAGAGUCUUCUCUAAUCUCACAGAUGCCCAUGUUUACAUUCUCAAGAAAUGGCUGAUCCCAUUCCUCUCUGAUCACAGCAACAUGUCUAUGCUGAAAGGGGAAGUUAUUCCUUAUAUAGUGAAGAAACAAUUUUCUUCAUUCACAAAACAGAAUCCAAAAGCUAAAGCCAAAGAUAUUGGUGAAUGCAUUGAAGAAGAUGAGGAAUCCAAACUAGUAAUGGAUAGGAGUGCAUGGUCAGAUCCCUGUCAAGGCAGGAAGCUGAGGGCCUUUGCACGGAUCAGGGGUGCAGAUGAAGGUUUCUGCUUCAGGGUCAACACCUUGACAGCCUUCACUCAUGUCAAUUCUCAGUUGUUUGACCUCUUGCCCAAAGUUUUGAGUGCAGAUGAAUUGUCAUUACUCAAGACAAAUCAGAGCAGGUCUUCUCCCAGGUGUGUCAUUGGGGAUGGAACAAAUCUGGGAGAGAGGUGUGAUGUGAAGGGCAGCAUUGUUGGUGACCAUUGCCAAAUUGGUGCAAAAGUGACAAUUUCCAAUUGCAUCAUCAUGGAUCAUGUCAUCAUCAAUGAAGGAUGUGUCUUGGUGGGAUCCAUCAUCUGUGAUAAAGCCUGCAUUGAGGAGAAUGCUGAAGUACGGGAUUCCAUUGUUGGAAGCAGGCAGACAAUCAGUGCUAAAGCCAAGGUGAAUCGUGAGGUGAUCUCUGUGGCUGACUCCCUUUUGGAAAUAUGAGAUAGAGAGUGCACUUUAUGGAAUGGAAUUAAUUUCUAUGCAUCAAGGCUUUCUCUAUUGGAAUGGAAUUCUUUAUUCAUGCAAGGAAUGAGCGACAAAUGGCAGUAAAGCAGGCACCUUGGUAACAUGCAACAGGCAGUAAGCAUGCAACGUGACACGUAUUUCCCCAUCUCACACAUUCACAUGCAUACAGUACAUCACAGUAACACUUCACACUAAAUAUAAAUAAUUUCCCAG